Achroia grisella is the source of this 1294-nucleotide messenger RNA. It is a transcript of the gene RfC4, whose product is annotated as replication factor C subunit 2. Gene Ontology annotation, biological process: DNA-templated DNA replication; DNA repair. Lineage: Eukaryota; Metazoa; Arthropoda; Insecta; Lepidoptera; Pyralidae. The transcript is spliced from 4 exons. Gene Ontology annotation, molecular function: DNA clamp loader activity; DNA binding; ATP binding. The record is from RefSeq and is a predicted model, not a curated record. The coding region runs from base 115 to 1167 and encodes 350 amino acids. Gene Ontology annotation, cellular component: DNA replication factor C complex; nucleus.
AAUAUUAUUUCCCGGUUACUGUUUUUAAAAUAUAAUCAAAAUAUUUCACAUGUAAUUAUAGAAAAGUAUAUAAAAACAACUUUAGCUUUGUCUUUUUCCUUUUUAUAUGACAAAAUGAGCGACGACAGUGUAACUAUAAUGGAAGUCGAUGACACUGAAUCGACACAAAAUAAGCCUGUUAAAAGUUCUAAAAGCACAUCACACUUACCUUGGAUCGAGAAAUACCGGCCUCAAGUAUUCACUGAUAUUGUUGGAAACGAAGACACAGUGUCUCGGUUGGCGGUUUUCGCGCGGGCCGGCAAUGCUCCUAACAUUAUAAUUGCUGGACCGCCUGGUGUCGGAAAGACUACUACAAUUCUCUGCCUGGCUCGGGCACUGCUCGGUGCUUCGUUUAAGGAUGCUGUACUCGAGCUCAAUGCAUCCAACGAUAGGGGUAUAGAUGUUGUACGCAAUAAGAUAAAAAUGUUUGCGCAACAAAAGGUGACACUGCCACCGGGCCGUCAUAAAAUAGUAAUACUAGAUGAGGCAGACAGCAUGACGGAGGGAGCCCAGCAAGCUCUCCGCCGGACCAUGGAGCUGUACUCGAGCACCACACGGUUUGCACUCGCAGCCAACAACAGUGAAAAAAUUAUUGAGCCGAUACAGUCACGGUGUGCUGUGCUGCGGUACUCACGACUCACAGAUGCACAGAUACUUGCCAAGGUACUAGAAGUAUGCCAGAAAGAGAAUCUGUCAUAUACAGAGGAAGGUGUGAGUGCUGUGGUGUUCACAGCCCAGGGUGACCUGCGCUCUGCCCUCAACAACCUGCAGUCCACAGCGCAGGGUUUCAACCACAUCAGUCCUGACAAUGUGUUCAAAGUGUGUGAUGAACCACACCCAUUACUCGUUAAGACGAUGCUGGAAGCUUGCACUAAACAGGAUAUACACGCUGCUUAUAAGGUAAUAGCUAACCUAUGCAAGUUGGGUUACGCCGCAGAAGACAUCGUGAGUAACAUAUUCCGUGUUUGUAAGACCCUGGACAUAUCUGAAGACUUAAAGCUGUCGUUCAUCCGCGAGAUCGGUCUGACGCACAUGCGCGUGUCGGAGGGGCUGUCGUCUCCGCUGCAGCUGGCCGGGCUGCUCGCGCGGAUGUGUCGCGCCGCCGCCGGGUUCGAGCCCGACUGGUGACACGCUCUUCUCUUCUCUUCUCCAGAAAUAUAUUGUUACUACAAACGUACCCACUGUGCCUAAAACUUCAUUAAGGUUGUUAUUAUGGUCUUAUGAGGGACUAGAUGUACCCGCGACUUCGUCCGCG